Pocillopora damicornis (cauliflower coral) is the source of this 3757-nucleotide messenger RNA. RefSeq names its product symplekin. The record is from RefSeq and is a predicted model, not a curated record. Gene Ontology annotation, cellular component: mRNA cleavage and polyadenylation specificity factor complex. NCBI's taxonomy places the organism in Eukaryota, Metazoa, Cnidaria, Anthozoa, Scleractinia, Pocilloporidae.
CAAUAAAAUAAGGGCGCAGAAAUCAAGAUGGCCGCAAGUAGUCGAGCUCGUGUUCGACUUUCGGAAGCUUCACAAGCCUUUCUAAAUGACGAUGCAGACGCCCGAGCUUCUGGAGAAUAUUCUGCUGAAGAUUCUACAUCAGAAAAGGUAAUUGAUUUGCUUAAUCAAGCUCAGCUGGAGAAGGAAAACAAACUGAAUUGUCUGAAACAGGUUCAAGAGUUCAUUGUGAACAAAGACCCAACCCUUCUUGAUAAUUUUUUGGAUGAAAUCCUGGUUUUCCAGCAAGAUCGAUCAGCAGAUGUACGUAAAUUUGUGGUUGGAUUCAUUGAGGAGGCAUGCAAAAAAGACAUUGAGCUGUUAAGCAAAGUGCUCAACAAUCUGGGUUUUAUGUUGAAUGAUGAUAAUGUUGCUGUUCAGAAGCGAGUCAUGCUGUGUUUUACACAGCUGUACAAGUAUGCUUUACAGUACAUCUGCAAGCAAAAAGCAAUAUCUGAAGAGCUCGAACGCAUGUGGGAGCUUCUCAUCCAGAUAAAGGAACAGAUUAUUGAUAUGCUGGAAUCUGACAAUGAUGGAAUAAGAACUCAUGCUAUAAAGUUUAUGGAGAUGCUUGUUCUUGUCCAGUCACUUAAAACUCAGGAUUCUGAGUCACUGAAGAAAGGUGAGGCUGACAUCUCAUUGGAGAUAGUUCCCAGGAAUCAUCCUCUAAUCAAGAUGACAGAACUAAGGGAGGAAGGAGGAUCAACACUGGAGUCUCUACUCACCCUCAUUGCAUCUCACACCAUCUCCAGUGUUAACCUCAUGGCUUCCCUUGGAUCCCUGUCAGCAAUUGCUCGUCAAAGGCCUGCGUUCAUGUCCAUUGUCGUUCAGGCAUUUGAGUCUCUCCAUGCUAAUCUUCCAACCUCUCUGAGUAAAUCGCAAGUCAGCAGUGUUAGGAAAAAUCUGAAGCUUCAUCUGAUGAGUUUGAUGAAACAUCCAUCUUCAAUUGAGUUCCUUCCCCAGAUUACCACACUUUUAACAGAUCUUGGGGCUUCUCAGGCUGAGCUUCAAAGGAAUAUGCCAAAAGCCAGUGCCGAGAAAAGAAGGUCUGAACCAGAAGCGGCGACUUCAAAGAAGCCGAAGCUUGAUACUGAAGAGAUAGAGACGAUGUCUGCAUCAGAUGCGGUAGACAUGACAGCACAGGAUAUUAUCCCCAGACUCAACAAAGACACUGUAACAGACCUUGUACUGGUCAGCAUGUUGGCUCUUCCUGACAGCAUUCCUUCCCACUUCCACGACACCUACACCCCCAUCGCCGCCGCAGGUGGACAGGCGCAGGUUGUUCAUCUUGCUCGACUGUUAGCCACCCAGAUGAAUGCUGCCAAGAUUGGAAAAGGCUAUGAGAGAAUGGAAGCUUUGCGAAAGGCUCAGAAUGACCCACGAAUGAAGGAGGAGAGUAUGUCGAUCCCCGUGAUUGGUGGACCAGGCUUUAACGGGCCUGGCGCUGAGGACGAUCCUGUGUUUAUGUUUGGUGUACCUAAACCCGAGGAGGAUUCAGCAUUGCAAAGGAUGUUAGGUGGACACCUUGAGGCAACUAAAGAAAAGAGACCGAUGGAUAUAAAAAAGACGCCAUUUGUACCUAAAGAACCUGCUGUCCCUCAGCUGCGCAUGAGGAAGAUCAAGCCAUUCAAGUUAUCUGAUGUGACAAGGGAAUUGAAUCCGGACGAACGACAAAGUAUGAUGACGAACGCUGUCAGUAGAAUACUUGCCUCCGAAGGUAGUGCUGCAAGGAGCGGAGUUACACAGGAACGCAUCAAUCUCAUUGUCGGACUUGUUACACAAUUGGGAGGGGAUCUUAAAAUGGUUCUCCAAGAAUUUAUUCAGGAGGAGAUCCGAUCCCGAUAUGAUCUGUUGAUGUCCUGGCUAUAUCAAGAAUACGCAUCAUCAGAAAUUGAAGGAAUAGAUGAGGAUUCUGACCUGCGCCAAUCGUACAGUGAUUGUCUUCUAAAUCUUAUGGACGGACUUUACGCUAAACUGGAUCCUAAGGAUAAAUUGUUUACUCGUAUUCUUCUUGACAUCCCGGCAUUAACGGACGGAGCAGUAAUGGCAGUGAGAAUGUAUUGUGAAGACUUGAACCUUAACUUACUUGUUUCUACUUUUCUUGUCCAUCCAAGGUUGGCCAAAGUAUACACAGCUUCCUCGCAAAUCAUAAAAAGAAUCAUUCUCAGACACCUUGAACAUCCUGUUCGCGCAAUUGGCAUGGCUUCUCCUGAGCUCUUGCAGUUGGUGGAGAACUGUCCUACAGGCGCUGAAACUCUUAUUGCCAGAAUCUUGAACAUUAUUACCGACAAAGCGGUGCCCACGGAUGAACUGGUGAAGCGAGUCAAAGAGCUUUACCACAAGCGUGUGUCUGAUGUGCGAUUCCUGAUUCCUGUACUUACUGGACUGAAAAAACAAGAGAUUAUCGCUGUGCUGCCCAAACUGAUCAAACAGUCGCCCAGCGUGGUCAAAGAAGUGUUUAACAGGCUGCUAGGAUGCUUCCAUAGUGAUUCUAAAGUAUCCGCCACCAGCCCCCUCAGUCCGUCCGAGCUCCUGGUUGCUCUUCAUCAGAUCGAGGCUAAAAGUGACAUGAAGUCUGUUAUGAAAGCCAGCAGCUUGUGUUUCGCGGAGAAGACCAUUUACACUCAAGAGGUGCUAGCAGUGGUUCUGCAUCAGUUGAUGGAAAUGAAUCCUCUCCCUACCCUAUUUAUGAGAACGGUGAUCCAGUCUCUCAGUAUUUGUCCUCGGUUGGUCGGUUUUGUCAUGAAUAUUCUCGCAAAACUUAUCACAAAACAGGUAUGGAAACAGCCAAAAGUGUGGCAGGGAUUUGUGAAGUGUUGUCAGAUGACCAAGCCUCAGUCCUUCUCGGUCCUUCUUCAACUCCCUUCCCGACAGUUAGAGAGUGUAUUUGAGAUUUGCCCAGAGCUCAAAGAAAAUCUGGUUUUGCAUGUUCAGUCGUUCACUCCUCACCAGCGAGCUCACAUACCAAGAUCCCUGUUGCAAAUCUUAGAAAAGGACGGAAAGAAAGACGAAAAGAAACCGAAACCAGAAAAACCAGAUAAGGAACAAAUCGACCCUGAGGAGGAGGAGGAGGAAGAGGAAGAAGAAGACUCGACGAAGGGCGACAAAUCUCCGAAGUGGACACGAUCACACACGAGGGAGGCGCUGAAAGAUAAACGGAAAUCACGAAGAUCGCGCUCUCGCUCCAGGUCACCGCGGAAGAAACGGGAGAAAAGUGCUGGCGAAGAAAGUGCAAGCGAAGGGGAAAUCAACUAAAUGAAUGAGGAUGGAUACUUCACUUUUUAUAACAGGAUGUGUGUAGAAUGGUGGUAGAGUUACACCAUCUGAUAAAUUUUUAAGACUCAACUUCGUUCCCAGACCAUCUCUUCUCCCCACUCGCUGGAGCAAGACACCCGAGGAACAGAGCUGGAAAAGAGCCUGCAGUUUAAUAAGGACAUUAUUGUCAUGGUUGAUUACUCAUGUGGUCUUACGGGGGAAAACACUGAAAGAGACGAAUUCUCGGAGCAAGUCACAGUUUCUUCUUGUAUCUUAGAAAAUAUUUCCUAAACUGUUGAAAUUUGUUAAUUCCAAAUGGUGUCACUCUUUCCUAAUCUUCCUUGUCCCCCCUGAUGUACCAUUGCCCUGUUUGUAUUGUUCUUUCUACGUUUAGUUCUUUCUUUCGUCUUUGUACAUAAGACUUCGUCCAGUGAAAGAAACUGUGGAAUAAAAAAGAAAACGUGAA